Penicillium roqueforti is the source of this 2427-nucleotide messenger RNA. RefSeq names its product peptidase family M20/M25/M40 protein. The transcript has a single exon. The coding region runs from base 1 to 2427 and encodes 808 amino acids. The record is from RefSeq and is a predicted model, not a curated record. Lineage: Eukaryota; Fungi; Ascomycota; Eurotiomycetes; Eurotiales; Aspergillaceae.
AUGAAUCCAGAUCCGCCAUCAAUUGGCGAACGCAGAGGUCAUCGACUCGCGCCCCUACAGACCAAUUUCAGUCGACCAGCUGCUCAAAAACGGGUACAACGCCCACGGCCAACCGAGUAUCCAAGUACCAAUGGAUCAGAAGGUCCCGUUCCGCUUCAGUCCCACGUUAAACGGCAGUCCUCUAAAACGAGUCUGCGCAAUCUCUUUGGUCAUAAGUCUUCGCGCGCAGACCCCAAAUUGGAGGAGAUUAUGGAGGCACAGCCAGAACCUCAAACUGCCAUUCUCUUGGAAACCGCCCUGUCGCCCUCUACUAUGAGCCCCCGAACUAUAGACUCCAAUCCCACCAUUACCUCCCCGACAAUUGCAUCCGCGACAGAACGAUCGCGCGCGACAUUGAAGUACACCCGUUCGAAACCCGAACCCGACCCUUCGAGCCAGGAACAGUAUGGCUGGAAGCCUCCCCCAUUAUUCCAGGCCUAUCCCCAAUCCACCAAGCAUGACUGCCUCCCUGCACCCGCUCUCUCUGCAGAUUCUAUCUUGCGCCUGCACGCUACAACUACAAGGAGCUCUACUGACGACAACCCUGCCAAUCCGUUAGAGCAGGAUGAGGCUGCCGAUGCCGCUCGUAAAAAGCGGGAACAAAAGCAAAAAAAGCAUCUCCGGACACUAUCUGGCACCAUCAACAAGGCGGAUUGGACUCAGAAAGUAUAUGUCCUGGCUACUACCGGCUAUAUUCUCCAAUAUGCAGGCGAAGGAAAGCACGACCGUCUUCCCGAGAGGAUGCUGCUGUUAGGACCUAAGUCUGUCGCAUUUGCUAGUGACGCUAUCCCCGGGAAACAUUGGGUAGUCCAGGUCUCUCACAAUCCGACAACUGAUGAUUCCGCCGUACCGGAGCCUCCCAAGCAUCGAUUCGCGCGCUUUGGCUUCCACAAACAUACUAGCCGGCGGUUUGCGCGCAACUUUCUUUUGGUGUUUGACAAUCCCGAAGAUAUGAUCAGCUGGUUAGCGGCUAUAAGAGCUGAGAUCGAAAAACGGGGAGGACGUAAAUUCACGCAAGAGAAGCAAUCGGACGAAGACACAAUGCCUCAGCUGCGGUCCAAAUCAAGCGUUCGACAAAUGGUAAAGAAAGAUCCCCAUCGCAUUUCCAGUCUUUUCCUUCAGCCUCAGACCCUCCAAUCGCCCGCCGAGGACGAAGAUGGCCAGUCUGUCGGCGGUGCCACAUGGCAAUCUCGCCGCAGUUCAUAUGUGUCGGUUAAUCGUCGCUCAAUAAUUGAAUCUCGAUCCGGAUCGGUGUCGACUGGCCGAACCGACGCCACAAAUCCUACCAACGGCUCUGCUUCUGUCGUGUCUGACAUUCAUUCUUCAUCAUUCACUUCUUCGAAUAUACCCAACUCGCCGCCAUUAGGUACCGACGCUUUCAGGCCUGAUGAGCCUGUGCCGGAAGAGCUUGACCGAGUCUACACGCGCACCCCGCCCGCUUCUGUCCAUGGAAAACGACAAUCCUUAUAUGUUCCCCUGCCAUCUCAGCCUCCCCCUAUUGCCGACUUCACAGAGGAGCCACAAGCGCAUCACCCACCAGCUAUUCCCGAAGCUCUCAUUCGCAGCGCUUCACCUCCAGCGCCUAAUUUCAGUGUCCCCUCCUUUAGCAAGAAAUUUGUUCCGCGAUCCGGGCCGAUCCCUGUCUCUCAUGCCUCUCCCCCUUCAUCACUCAAUGCCUUUUCUCGUCAUGUCGACACCGACCCAAAUAUAUCCGCCUUUGCAUCUCCUCCGCAAUCUCCAACAUUCAGCGUCGCUAGUUCGCGCUACACAGAUUCAUCAGAGCCCAAGCGCAUACUACGACCCUCGAAUUCAGAGGAUGCCCUGACCAAAGCCGUUCGUUCAGCACAGAAUGCCAAAAACUUUUCCCGGGCACCCAGCACAGCGCCUCCUACGUGCCCUCUACCUGAUCCCAGAGCAUCUUCCCGUCCACUCAGCCUGGUCGGCCGCCCUAGCAUGAGUCGGAAAGGCGCCUCUGCAUCACAGGUCCCUCCACCAGCAGAUCCAAUACCGCGCAAGAGAGUCUCCACUAUGUACCCGAACAACCAGGAUGGUCCGAGCAUGUUGCGGCGCAAGAGCAUGCCCGGUCUGGGAUUAUCAAUCGGGCCUCCAUCUGCACCACCCCCCAACUGCCCACUCCCUAAGCUCCCUCCACCCGCCCGUCCUACCGUCAAUACCACUAUCCCUACUGCUUCCACCGGCACGACCGCGCCGCAGAUGCUAUCCCCCUGGUCUGCAGCGUCCUCAACGCACCGAUUCUACGGCUCCCAGCCAGUGCGUGAUCACGUUGAAGAUCGCAAGAGCGGUGCCGAUCCCGCAAACAGUGACCCAGCAAGCAACAUCUCACGAACUGCCCGACACUCAAAACUGAUCAAGAGCCCCGUGGUCUAA